AGCUUCGGACACUAUCGGACACUAGAAAAGAGCAGACGUACCAUUACUGUCUCUCCUUUCUUACGUUGCAUAUUAGUCGGAAUUUCAAGAAAUUAACACAAGUCAACAGGAUUACAUGAUAAUAUAGGAGCUCACUCUCAAAACAACAUAACAUAACGACCAUAACGACUGUACCAGUGCAGUCGAUACACACUUACCAUCGAUGCACUCGUAAUGUUACUUUAGUUAACCAAUAUAUGGCACUGCUUCGAGUAUCAUCAUGUGCUCCUGUUAAUAAUUUUACAAAAUCCCGGCUAAAAUGGAUCGUUCGGGCCGUUCCAACGGGUAAUCUUAAUUUUUAAACUGUGGAUCUGAAGGAUUUCUAUUCAAAGUGAACAGAAUAUAGAUAUCGCGACUUUUGUAUACAGUUUUGUAUCUCUAUUGUAUAUUGAAAAAAUUAAUACAUAGGAAUUCGACAUUGAAAGAAAUCCAUUGCAUCUUGUGAGAAUUCAUACUUGUCAACUUGGCUGAACAGUUAUAUUCUUUUUGAAAAGGAUGAUAGUGGGCAUAAUAAUAAUCAAUCAUAAUAGAUGACAUGGAUUGCUCUUUUUGACAAUCUGAAUUGACAAAUUUUGAUAAUCUAUCUAUAUGAUAUGACCAGAGAUAUUGUACCACUAUAUUGCUUUUGGAGUGUCAUAUCCUUCGAUUGAUUAUAUUUUUGAUUUCACUAUGAGUAUAAUUAUCAUAUCCAGAGCUAUGUUUUCUAUAUCAAGAAGUUUAUGUCAUAAGAACAUUCAGCAGUGUACAGCAACCCACUGUGUUGUGCGUUCUAUAAAAGGCCAUCAUCACUCAUGGAAGAGUGAGAAGUUUUUCAUUCAAGACAAGAUUGAUUGCAGAAAGCUACAGUACUUAAAAUUGCAAAAAUGCGACUUUCGUACUACUCAAAGUUUGCAUAUUCCACCACUUGUGGCUAUGCUUAUGCGCCCUGUCUUACGCAUUGGAGCGUUCCUGAUGGGACGUGGUUUGAAAAAAUGGUGGGGACGCAAAUCUGAGAAAGAAAAAGAGGAAUACAGACGGUGGUUUAAGGAAAGGAUUAAUAUAUUUUUGGGUUGUUUUGGAUUGUAUGGUCUCAUAUUAUUUAUUUACUAUGUAACUCAUCUUGAAACUGAUCCAUUGACCAAGCGCUCGAGAUUUAUAAUUUUUAGCAAAGAACAAGAGAAAGAACUAGGAAAGAUGGUUCUCGAGACUCAUUUGGAAAUACAUCAAAAAGAUUUGGUACCUAAAUCCCAUCCAGCUUACAAGAGGCUCUUAAGAGUGAUGGAUAGAAUUUUGUCAGCUAAUAAUGAUUUAGAGUCGAUAAGAGAAACGCAAUGGACUUUAACUGUUAUUAGUACACCGUUAACAAACUCAUAUAUCUUACCAGGUGGAAAUAUUUUUGUUUCAUUAGACAUUUUGAAGAUUGUCGAAAAUGAUGAUCAAUUGAGUAUUAUUUUGUCUCACGAAAUGGCACAUUCGUUGCUUUUACAUUCGCUGGAAGCAUUAUCCGAUCAACUGUUAUGGGAUAUUUUAAUAGCAAUACCCAUAUUUUUAAUUUGGGCAUUAUUUCCUGAUGUAGCAGCUGCUAUAACUCACUUGAUAGCAGAACGGUUUGUGAAUGUUGUGUACAAACUGCCGUAUAGUAGAAUCUUGGAAAAUGAAGCUGAUGAAGUAGGGCUCAAGUUGGCUGCGAAGGCUUGUAUCGAUAUUCGUGAAGCUGUUGUAUUUUGGGCUACAAUGAGGACGCUUACAGAAAUGCAUUUGUUGCCCCCAGAGCUGCCAUGGAUAUCGUCACAUCCCUCUCAUGGAGACAGAGAGAAGAAAUUGGACGAAGCAAUGACGAAAGCAUUAGAAUUGCGAAAGAAUUCAGGAUGCUCAAUAUUGCCUGCAGUAGAUCCAAGGGACAAGUUUUAUGAACGAUCACCGAAAGAAAGGGAGAUUUACUUCAAACAGAGAGGGAUAAUUUGAGAAUGAGGAUUCAAAGUGAUUUUGUUGUACCAUUGUGCCUAGUGAGUGAAAAAUUACUAACUUGAUUUUUCUUUAAAAUCAUUAAAAUAUCUCUAUGUUGUAAAAUUAAUACAUUUUAAAUUUGAUUUUUUAAUAGAAAGAUGUUUUAUAUAUUAUAUAAUAUAUAUUUCAAAGUUUUGUUAGUUAAAAUAUAUGUGUACUAAUAUGAAUGUGUUCUGUAAAUAAUAGUUGAUAAUGUGUUUAAAAUGCAUCUUAAUCGUUUC
Linepithema humile (Argentine ant) is the source of this 2246-nucleotide messenger RNA. RefSeq names its product metalloendopeptidase OMA1, mitochondrial-like. Gene Ontology annotation, cellular component: mitochondrial inner membrane. The record is from RefSeq and is a predicted model, not a curated record. Gene Ontology annotation, molecular function: metalloendopeptidase activity. Gene Ontology annotation, biological process: mitochondrial protein processing; protein quality control for misfolded or incompletely synthesized proteins. Lineage: Eukaryota; Metazoa; Arthropoda; Insecta; Hymenoptera; Formicidae.